AUGUUUCUCGUGAUAUGUGGUCAUAACAUGACACAACAUUCGGUUGGGCUCUUAUUUGGACGAGCACAAGAAACGGUUGGACGCAAGUUUCAACAGUGUCUAAAAGCAUGUAAGAAACUAAGUGGAAAAUUAUUAAGAAAGCAGUCUCCAGAGCAACUACGACAAGUACCCCGAGGUUUACGAGACAAUCGUCAAUACUGGCCUUAUUUUAAUGGUUUUAUUGGUGCAAUGGACGGCACUCAUUGUACAGUCAUGGUGACGGGUGGUGAAGCAGCUCGAUUUUACAACAGGCAUUCCCAAACAAGCAUUAAUGUUUUGGCGAUAUGCAAUUAUGAUAUGUUAUUCACUUACAUAUUUGUAGGCUGUCCUGGAUCAGUACAUGAUGCUAGAGUUUUGUCGUAUGCAAUGGAGCGUGAUUCAACAUUUCCGACUCCUCCGCCGUCCAAGUACUAUCUUGUUGAUUCUGGUUAUGCUAACACAAGAGGAUAUUUAGCUCCAUUUAGAGGUCAUAGGUAUCAUUUGCCACAUUUUCAAGUAGGCUCUCCACCUAGAGAUGAAGAAGAGUUAUUUAAUAGAUGGCAUUCUUCUCUCCGCUCAGUGAUCGAACGAACAUUUGGAGUUUGGAAGAAAAAGUGGAGAAUUUUAUCAGAGUUUCCGAGAUAUGAUCUGGAUACACAAAACGAUAUAAUCAUAGCGACAGCUGGUUUGCAUAACUUCAUUCGUCUUUCUCAAAUUCCAGAUUUUGAUUUUGAUGAUGCUUUACAUGUUGACGCAAUUCCAAGAGAACAAUUUAAUAACAAUGGAGAAGGUGGAGAGAACGAAGAAGUAAACUAUUUGCAAGAACAAGAAGAAACAACAGAUGGUGCUUAUAUGCAAGCAAUACGAGAUGGAAUUAAGCAGCAAAUAUGGGAUAAUUUUCAUUAA
This is a messenger RNA of Microthlaspi erraticum, 924 nucleotides long. The record is from the annotation of a GenBank genome assembly. Lineage: Eukaryota; Viridiplantae; Streptophyta; Magnoliopsida; Brassicales; Brassicaceae.